UGUUGCUUUACGCAGAGCGCGGGAUCAGCUCCCAGUCAGGGUGCUUAGGCCAUCUCUCUGGGAAGCAGAGAACGGUCACCGCAGUUCUGAGCCGUGUUGGUCCAAACCUCCAGGUCCGUUUGACACAGAUCUUUGGAGAGACCCUGCCUGGAGAAGGGAAGUCGACCCUUUUCGCUCUUGUGCAACCAGGUGCCUUGCAGCAGUCUGCAAACUUUUGUGACCCUCCCUGCGUGGUUCUCACCUGGUGCGGUGUCUGUUCAGUUCUUGCGUGCGCCCUUCCCCCAGCUCCCCUAGCUUUAACGCAUCUGCCCAUUUCUCUCACUGGGUUCUUGCAGUUCGACUUUUUGCUCCCUGCAGUUCCGGAUCCAGAGGCUUGGGAUCUAGUAGUGCUUCUCCUGCCUGUCGCAGUUGGGUAGGGGCAGAGAGGGCGAACCAGGAGAGGUGGGACUUAAGGGAAUGCUGCUGUCACCCAGGGUCUUCAUCAAGAGCGGUGGGUGUCAGACCGCUCGAGCCCGCCACCCCUAAGUCGAUAAUAAAAACCCUCGGAGUGGCUUUCGGUUGCGGUUAUAUGCUGUGGGAAAUGCAAGUGCUGAUCUGGGUGGGUGAAGUAAGUGGUUCUGGGAGGAAAAGAUCCCUCUUGAGGAUGCGGGAGGCAGCGGAGGAUGAGAUCUGCCCAAGGAUGAGGGGGGCGGAAAAGCUCUGCAAAUGUGGGCGAAGGGGCACCUCAGCGUGGCCACUGAAGAGGAUUUAGAGAAGAGAUUGAAGUCCGGGUAGAGGUUGGGGGCGCUGGCCUGGAUGUGUAAAUACAGGGGGAGGGGCUAGGUACCUGGGAGGUCCGGAGGUGGCAAGCAGCGCUGGAAUUCCUGCCCCGGGGUAUUUCGGAAGGCUGGCUGCUUCUGCCUAGGGUAGAAAGGACUCCCUUCCCAGGAACAAACAAACCUCUCAGCUAUAUUCUGAAUGCGUUGGCAUCUUGGGCGGUGACUGAAUGUUCAGAACAUGAACCGAGGACGCUGUCCCUGGCUCCAAGAGGACCACAGCCCCUCUUCUUUCCGGCACCUGCUUGCUUCUACACCCCUUCAUCUCCACCACCGGGGUCGGUAGAUCUGUGCCCACCUUCUAUGACAGCACUAGGGCGUCCAGGAUGUUUCCACAUUCCGGAAUGGGAAGGGGACUCUUGAUCUGAUCCCUGGAGGGGGGGUAUAUGUGUAGGAAACUAAGGGGAAUCCCCAGCUGUCAGCAGAUAGGCUGGGGUCCCAACAAUCCAGAGGAGAAUCCAGGGCGGAGGCUGCUCUGGGAGACACCUUCCCCUGAAUGCUUCAAGGUUUGUACCUGGGCGGAGCAAAGGAAGGAGUGGGGGAGCCCUUAGCUGGGUUAGGAAAGAUCCUUAGCUUAAAGCUGGAGGGUGUGUGGAGAAAUGCAGAAGGGGUGUGCACAGCUCCUCCAAGUAAGAGAAGACCCAGCUUCUCGACCUGGUAUCCGGAAUCGGAGGUGGGUUUAUCCACUUUGCAGCCCCACCCCCACCCCCAUAUGUAUCGUUCUGGUUGUUUCUGAUGGUUUGGCGGACGCAGCAGUCAUCUUUGCACCCCAGUCAUCUGGCCUUCAAGACCACUUGUGGAAAGAGGCCUAGUGUAGGCAUUGCAAAAGAAGGGUGUCCUCACUCUUUCUUUAUCUCUAAACCCCAUCCCCCUUCCCUGGUGGAGAACACAUCACCAUGUAUGAGAGAAGAGACACAUAGCCCUCCUCACCCCAUCUCCAGGGACGCUUCUGAUUAAGAGUCCUGCCUAAUCUCUAGUCCCUACCUAGUCCAGUGGGGAAGCAUUUGGAGGCUAUGCUGGUGUAGGGCUGUGGACAGCUCCCAGGUUCUCCUUGCAUGAACUUCUCAUAUUUUGGCUUUUAAUAGAACAACCUUCCCUAGGUUGCCCUGGGAUUGCCUCCCCUAUCCUGUUCUAUCUAGAGAAAAGCAGAAUUGGAGUCAUUUUGGCUAUUUGGUCAGAGCCUUCUAGAAGAGAGUAUCAUGGUCACUCCCAUACCCAGGCAUACGUGAGGCAGCUAGCUUCCUGCUUCAGAACAGAGAGCUGUACAGAGCCCUAGGACCAAGAAUGGGGAUUCCCUCCACACAAGCUUCUGAUGCAUUUAUGAGGCACAAAGUGUGGCCAUGCCUUCUUCAGCCAGACCUGGCUGGUGACAGCACGCAGCUUCUUCUGAUAUACCUGGAUAUCUGAGGUUCCCAAGCAAGGACUGGAAUAAUGAAGAAGGCUGUGUGCUAGCUGCAUCCGUUUGAACCACCCAGGAAGGAAAUCCAGAGUGUGGUCAGAGGCAGAACCCUUGCAACACUUGGAGUGAAUGAGGAAUGGACUCGUGAUUAUGCAGAGGUUCCAGGAUGAAUCUGGUCGACCUGUGGCUGUCCCGCUCCCUCUCCAUGUGUCUCCUCCUCCAAAGCUUUGUCCUGAUGAUACUGUGUUUUCAUUCUGCCAGUAUGUGUCCCAAGGGCUGCCUUUGCUCUUCCUCUGGGGGGUUAAAUGUCACCUGUAGCAAUGCAAAUCUCAAGGAAAUACCCAGAGAUCUCCCUCCUGAAACGGUUUUGCUGUAUCUGGACUCCAAUCAGAUCACAUCCAUCCCCAAUGAGAUUUUUAAGGACCUCCAUCAACUGAGAGUUCUCAACCUGUCCAAAAAUGGCAUCGAGUUUAUUGAUGAGCAUGCAUUCAAAGGAGUUGCAGAAACCCUGCAGACCCUGGACUUGUCUGACAACAGGAUUCAAAGCGUGCACAAAAAUGCCUUCAAUAAUCUGAAGGCCAGGGCUAGGAUUGCCAACAACCCGUGGCAUUGUGACUGUACUCUCCAGCAAGUUCUGAGGAGCAUGGCAUCCAAUCAUGAGACAGCACACAAUGUCAUUUGCAAGACUUCAGUGUUGGAUGAGCAUGCUGGGAGACCUUUCCUCAAUGCUGCCAAUGAUGCUGACCUUUGUAACCUACCUAAAAAGACUACUGACUAUGCCAUGCUCGUCACCAUGUUUGGCUGGUUCACCAUGGUGAUCUCUUAUGUGGUGUACUACGUGAGGCAGAAUCAGGAGGAUGCCCGGAGACACCUGGAAUACUUGAAAUCCCUGCCAAGCAGGCAAAAGAAGGCGGAUGAACCUGAUGACAUUAGCACUGUGGUAUAGCAACCACGCUGGCUGGCACUGGGAAGGGAGCUUCUGCUUGUAGUAAAAUAAGUGGUUCAGUUCUCCCUCCAUUGUACACCAUUAAAACUUUGUAUUUCAGUUUCUUUGGAAUCAUGUCACUGUUGAACUUUUCACAAACAAUACAAGUCUAAUAAUUUUAGUUUAGAUGAUGUCCCCCCAUUAAUUGUGACCCCCUGGUUCCUGAGUGACAAACUCUCUGAACAUUAGUUAGACCCAUCUCACUAUUUAAUAAUGAAAUUUAUUUUUUUAAUUUAAAACUGAAUAAAAGCUUAACUUUGAACCAUGGAAAA
Rattus norvegicus (Norway rat) is the source of this 3471-nucleotide messenger RNA. RefSeq names its product leucine rich repeat containing 3B (gene Lrrc3b). The record is from RefSeq and is a predicted model, not a curated record. Lineage: Eukaryota; Metazoa; Chordata; Mammalia; Rodentia; Muridae. Gene Ontology annotation, cellular component: membrane.